Sphaeramia orbicularis (orbiculate cardinalfish) is the source of this 1573-nucleotide messenger RNA. Its product is annotated as WD repeat-containing protein 74. NCBI's taxonomy places the organism in Eukaryota, Metazoa, Chordata, Actinopteri, Kurtiformes, Apogonidae. The coding region runs from base 107 to 1261 and encodes 384 amino acids. The transcript is spliced from 2 exons. Gene Ontology annotation, biological process: ribosomal large subunit biogenesis. The record is from RefSeq and is a predicted model, not a curated record. Gene Ontology annotation, cellular component: nucleolus; preribosome, large subunit precursor. Gene Ontology annotation, molecular function: protein binding.
AAUGUGCGACGCAGUUUACUCAGAUCCCCACGCGUGUUUGGAUCGGCCUCAGAAAGUUUGACACUAGGCGGUUUUCUUAGUGUUCGGUUGAUUUGAGCCCGGGGUGAUGGGGGACCGGAGCCGGCUGUGCUCCGUGUGGCUGGGCUCGGAGACCGGCAUCCUAAAGGGGGUCAGUCUGUCCCGGAAACAGGCCUUCAACUUCUGCAACAUGAGCCACCUGAGCCGCGAGCAGGAGGUCCGCGCGCUGUGCUGGGGGGACCCGGCGGAGAGCGAGCUGCUGGUGGGCUCCGUGGACGGAAGCGUCAAGACCUUCAGCGUCGAGAAGGGCUCUUUCACGGAGACCCGGCGCUGCGGAGACCCGGCCGACGGCUGCUUCAGCGGCCUGGCCGUCCUCAGCGGCUCCGCGCUGGUCACCUGCGUGGAGUCCGGGACGGUGCGGGUGUGGAGGGAGGACAGCGGAGAGCCGGUGACCGAGCUGCACGCGGGGAAGAACGUCAGCAGGAUGCGGCAGAGUCCGGUACACCGGCACAAAGUCGGGACCGGCGGGAAGGAGAACGGGCUGAAGAUCUGGGACCUGGAGAAGCCCGAGCAGCCCGUGUUCACCGCCAAAAACCUCCGGGACGACUGGCUGGACCUGCGCCAGCCCUACUGGGUCCGGGACCUGGCCUUCAUCCCGGACUCCGACCGAGUGGUCACCUGUUCGGGAUACCACCAGGUCCACGUGUUUGACCCGUCCACCCCUCAGCGGCGCCCCGUCCUCCAGCUCAGCUUCGGCGAGUACCCCCUCACAGCUCUGUCCCUGGCCCCCGGUGGGAACACGGUGGUGGUGGGGAACACCCACGGUCAGGUGGCCAUGCUGGACCUGAGGACGGGCCUGGUGUGUGGGGCUCUGAAGGGGCUGUCGGGCGGCGUGCGAGGCCUUCAGUGCCACCCCUCUCAGCCCGUGGUGGCGUCCUGUGGCCUCGACCGCUUCCUGCGCAUCCACAGCCUGGACGACCGCCGCCUGCAGCACAAGGUCUAUCUGAAGUCUCGGCUCAACUGCCUCCUGCUCGCCAGCCGAGACCCGGAGGACAAAGGCACCGUGGACGGCAUCUGCCAGGAGGUGAAGGAGGAGGACGAGGAGGAGGACGAAGUGUGGGACACCAUGGAGCGAGUCGGGGACACGGGGGAGCAGAUGAAGAGGAAAAGCACCGAGGAGGAGGAGGGUGAACAACAGCAGAAGAAGAAGAGCAAAAUGAAAAGAAAGAAGGGACAGGACUGAGCGGGGGGUUUGGGGUGUGAUCAGAAUGUAGGACAUUUGAGCGCUGAUGGUCUCAAACACAUGAACAGUGAAAGCGUGUGAGGCUCUGAUGGACAGCAGCCGGUGGUCCCAUCAGUCCAACUGUAUUCACAACACACGUUAUUCAAACAAACUGUAACCGAAUAUUAAUGAAGUGACGACACAUGAGGACAGAUUCUAACUGGUACUCAUCACAGAUAAGGGUUUGAUGUUUUUCACAUUGAAAUCUCACUUUUAUAUUCUGUCAAACUUUCCAUAUGAUGUAAAUAUUAAAGGCUGCCUGUCGUCACUGGA